AUGGAAAAAUCUUGCGAGUUGGAAAAACGGAUUUCAGAAACUUUGGAGGACAAAAUUCAAGAAGUACAAGGCAAGUUUCCCGCUUUAGACAUCAAGACCAUCGACGAAGGACGGCGUGGACUUCCGCUGGAUAUAUCAAGUAUGGAUGGAGUUUCUGUUGGGUCAGCUGGUCAUCUGCGAAUGAAACCGCCGCAAUAUGAUGGUACAACGCCUUAG
This is a messenger RNA of Acanthoscelides obtectus, 216 nucleotides long. The record is from the annotation of a GenBank genome assembly. Lineage: Eukaryota; Metazoa; Arthropoda; Insecta; Coleoptera; Chrysomelidae.